Molecule: messenger RNA, 1797 nt
Organism: Vicia faba (fava bean)
Lineage: Eukaryota; Viridiplantae; Streptophyta; Magnoliopsida; Fabales; Fabaceae
Source: the annotation of a GenBank genome assembly
AUGGCGGGAAAGUCUGACGCAGUUUCGAUCCACGUUCCGUACAAGAAUCUAAGGAACGCUUCUUCCGCCGCCGCCGAGGUCGAACUCGUCGGCUUAGAUGAACCUCGUCACCAUAUCGACCUCAAUUCGCCGCGCUCCGAUCAAUUACCGCCGAAAAGUAGCGCCUCCAUUGUUCACCUCGUUCUCAGUUGCACCGUCGCUGCCGGUGUUCAGUUUGGUUGGGCUUUGCAGCUUUCUCUUCUCACACCUUACAUUCAGACGUUGGGAAUAGGACAUGCGUUUUCUUCAUUUAUUUGGCUUUGUGGCCCCAUUACAGGCCUCGUGGUUCAACCCUGUGUUGGUAUUUGGAGUGAUAAAUGUACUUCAAAGUUUGGGAGAAGACGUCCAUUCAUUCUUGCAGGAUCACUUAUGAUCUCCUUGGCUGUGAUACUGAUCGGGUUUUCUGCAGACAUUGGAUAUGUAUUAGGGGAUACACAUGAGCAUUGCAGUACAUUUAAAGGGACUCGAACAAGGGCUGCUGUUGUAUUUAUUCUUGGGUUCUGGAUGCUGGACCUUGCCAACAACACAGUGCAGGGUCCAGCUAGAGCACUUUUGGCAGAUCUAUCAGGUCCAGAUCAACGCAAUGUAUCAAAUGCUGUCUUUUGCUCAUGGAUGGCAGUGGGAAACAUUCUAGGAUAUUCUUCUGGUGCUAGUGGAAAGUGGAACAAAUGGUUCCCUUUCUUAACAACUAAUGCUUGCUGUGAGGCCUGUGGCAAUCUUAAGGCAGCAUUUCUUGUUGCUGUGGUGUUUUUGACAUUAUGCACACUUGUAACCCUAUAUUUUGCUGAUGAAGUUCCCCUUACUACUGCAAGUCAACAUCACCGGUUAUCAGAUUCUGCUCCUUUAUUGGAUGAACAACAAAAUGGCAUUGAAUUUUCUAAAUCAAAGCCUUUAUCUAUUAUAAAUGAGUCCAAUGGCGAGACAAGAGAAGAUCAUUCUGAGGAAGUUGUAAACCUGAAGCAUGAGAGUUUCAAUGCCGGGGAAGAUGAUAAAGAAAUUUUAAUGGAUGGGCCUGGAGCAGUAUUGGUUAACUUGUUAACAAGUUUAAGGCAUUUGCCACCUGCUAUGCAUUCAGUGCUAGUUGUAAUGGCUCUCACUUGGUUGUCAUGGUUUCCCUUCUUUCUGUUUGAUACGGAUUGGAUGGGGAGAGAGGUUUAUCACGGGGAUCCAAAAGGAACCACUUCUGAAAUAAAUCUUUAUGAUCAAGGUGUUAGAGAAGGUGCAUUUGGUUUGCUAUUGAAUUCUGUUGUGCUUGGAAUUAGCUCUUUUUUAAUUGAACCAAUGUGUAAGUGGAUGGGGGCAAGAUCAGUAUGGGCAGUGAGCAAUUUUGUUGUCUUUGUUUGCAUGGCUGGCACUGCUAUCAUUAGUCUAAUUUCUGUCCACGAUUAUACUGGGGGAAUAGAACAUGCAAUUGGAGCAAGUGAAGGAAUCAAGGUUGCUUCCUUGGUUGUGUUUAUUCUGCUUGGAUUUCCACUUGCGAUUACCUACAGUGUUCCAUUUGCUGUUACAGCAGAAUUGACUGCUGAUUCAGGUGGUGGCCAAGGAUUGGCUAUAGGAGUUCUAAAUCUUGCAAUUGUUGCUCCUCAGAUGAUUAUAUCCCUUGGUUCUGGUCCAUGGGAUGCUCUCUUUGGCGGUGGCAAUAUUCCUGCCUUUGUUUUGGCCUCCGUCUGUGCUCUCGUCGGUGGCAUUUAUGCAUUUCUAAAACUGCCAAAUCUUUCUAGCAAUUCCUUCAAGUCAUCCGGAUUUCAUUUUGGCUAG